Candidozyma auris is the source of this 1950-nucleotide messenger RNA. RefSeq lists its product as uncharacterized. Bases 1 to 1950 code for a protein of 649 amino acids. The record is from RefSeq and is a predicted model, not a curated record. NCBI's taxonomy places the organism in Eukaryota, Fungi, Ascomycota, Pichiomycetes, Serinales, Metschnikowiaceae. The transcript has a single exon.
AUGAGCACAGCAUCGUCAGAGUGGAAACCAGUGCUCACAGCUAAGUCAGACACGUCUGACCACACAGUCUCUGAUGUGCUUACAAGCGAACUUCUCCAAGAGACCCCAUACUCCAAAGAAAAAAAAAUGCCCAUUCCUCCCUCAAGCCAACUGCCCCACGAAAGACUCGAGGUCCGUACAGAUACCUCCCAGCUGUCAGUGCCUGCCUCUGUUUCCUACUACCACUACAGUGACUACGAAGACCUGGCGACCCAGGUGCAGCCACAGCAGUUGGAACAGCAAUUGGAUACGCUGGUGAAGCCUCUGGUGAAGUCGCUGGUGAAGUCGCUGGUGAAGCUGAGCCCUAAAGUACCUUCCAAGCAUCUGAUGAUCGACAGAAAGACCCAUCUUCAGCUCCACAGCGGGCCCCUACAUCAAGUGCCAGAGCGGUUCUCGCAGUUCAUCGCUGACGUGCCCAGGUCAAAGGGAUCUAAUAACUGCUCGAGCGUAUACAGCGAGCACAGAGACAUUUCAGACUCCAUGGGGUCGCAAGCUACGAUUUUUUCAACAAGACAGGAUUCGCUGAGCAACAGGAGCAGGUCGAGGACUCGCAAGAGAACCAUUUUGCGGAGGAAGCCUACGAAGGCUGGGCCGGACUACGACAGAGCGUCUCUGGGACUUUUCCGCAGAAAAGCACUCAGGUUUAAAGACGGUUCUAUGGGUUACAGGCUUAAACUUCGGUUGCGCAAAUUGGUUGCAAAAUUGAAGGCCAUGAAACACUGGCCGAGAAGAGUCCAUGCAUUUGUCACCAAGAAGAAAGCCACGCAAAAGGCGGUGAUGAGAAAAGAGUCGCUUCAUCGCAGGAAGUCUUCCAAAACACCUUCUGCACCAGCAGCGAUCUCUGCUCCUCUCAAAAACCCAUACUUGGGCAAAGAGCAGGGUGCUUCUAGAGUAGAGGGGCUCACCGACGAACUCAAGCAUAUGGCUGGCCAUGAAGCUGCAAAAACAGGUGCUGUCGCUUCUCUCAAACCUGGGCCUGUGACAGCAGUUUCUUCUUCUCAUCCGUCAGGCAACGCAAUCUCUACAGACGAUGGAAAAUGGUCUCACAUCUCCAAGUUCAUCAGUGAACAGCAGGAACUCAGCAGCUCAGGCAGAGGCAAAACGUACAACUCUUCUUCGGCACUCACAGAGUCAGAUGCUCCACAGCCACCUCCACAUACUGUUUCUGCAUCAUUUGAAAAGCUGCAAAUGCAAGCUCUCUGGAGACGCUACUUGGCCAAUGUUCUCGCAAGAAGGAUUCAAUUGCGUCAAGAAAUCACCUUGUUCCAGGCCCUCGUGGCAGGCCAUAGUGUACCUUCGAUGUUGAAGGGAACGCCUGAAGUGGCUCUGUCUUACAAUGCCAGCAUCGUUAAAAAUAGCAGCGACAGAGAUACAAACUCCUUACCAUUGGAUCACUCGAGAGGAAAUUCUGCUGCUUCUGAAAAGAUUUUCAAGCCACUGACCGUGGCAGAGUCUGAACAGGCUCCUGAUGACGACAUGAUCUCUCUCGUGUCUGUCUCAGACUCGAUCUUGAGCGAUAACGAUGUUGUGUCAUUGCCGGAAGAGGUUUCCGAUUGGGAGGAGGACCCAACAGUGGUCAAGCUCCACGAGACUCUCAACCGUCGUUCCGUUCUUGGAGAGAUGUUGGAUUACGACUCUGACGACGCAACUUCUGCCUCUGGCUCUUCUAACUACCUGAACCUGGAAACACAAUCAGCCACAGAAUCUGCCAUAGUCAAGCGCUAUGGUACUCUUCGGCGUAAAAAGUCUACUGUUACAAGCACACCUGCUGCAGCUACUCCAGUGCCAGCUACUACAGUGCCAGCUACCCCAAGUUCCAAGUAUCUGCAAGAUACAGCUGAAGUAUCGUAUCAGAUCCCAAGAUCUACAGGCAUUCAUUGUAACUUGAAUGUAGCCGCUGGCAACAACUAA